This is a messenger RNA of Octopus bimaculoides (California two-spot octopus), 957 nucleotides long. RefSeq lists its product as uncharacterized. The record is from RefSeq and is a predicted model, not a curated record. Lineage: Eukaryota; Metazoa; Mollusca; Cephalopoda; Octopoda; Octopodidae. Gene Ontology annotation, molecular function: protein binding; scavenger receptor activity.
AGUUUUGUGUGUUCCAUGGCUUUCGUUCCUUUCCCGUUAAUCGUUUAUAUACUCCCUUUUGAAUUUUCUCUACAAUCAUUCACCCCCUCCAGCCAUUCAUCCAUCAAGUCUCCCAUCUAUCUCUCUCAGCUAUCUAAUCGAUACGUUCUUUGGUCUCCCUCCCAACGUCACUUCAUCCUCCGCUUACUUCCUCUCUUCCUCUUCCCACCUUUCCCUCUUUCUCUAUCGCCAUCGAAAAUCAAUCUUUCCGAUAAUUAAAUACUCGUAUAUGCCACUGUUUCCACAGUAAAGAUAGCCAAUGCUGCUUACGGUAUGGAGAGCCAAGACAAGCCAUCCAUGAGCGCCACCACUAUGGUGCUGAUUGUUCUCCUCAUAGUCCUUGUCAUCGUAUUGGUUUCUAUGGCAUUCUAUUACCGAAACAAGCUGCGCCGGUUGGGACUACAAGCGGCUGAAGGAGCUCAAAGAGUCAUGAAAUAUAAGCACAAUGUGGAAGUCGCCGGAAUUGACAACCCCAUCUAUGGAAUGCCAUCUCCCAAUAAUACGCGCAUCCCUAUUUCCGGUCCAAUAUUCCAAGAUGGCGGACCAACAACUACAACGGCAACUGUUGCAGGUGCAGCUGGCGGAAUAACUACUCCACCUACACAAAACGUGCAACUUGACCAACACAAUAACAUAGCUAAAUCAGCAAACCCCAGCAAAAACGUCAACCAACUAGGGGCUACAGCAGGCAUAGAUGCAAAUAAAGUCGACAAUAAGCAAAUAGAACGAGACAUGUUAAGUAACAUGGUUGAGAGCGGUUACUCCAUUCCUGUCCGAGUGGCUCUACCACAUGACGGUAAAGAUGGACCCGAAGAAUAUUUUUACGACAGAUCGAAACUUGGAGAGAGCGAUCAGGAUGACAUAUGCGAGGAAGACUUCAAUAAAAUAAUGCAGCAACCAGCAAAAUUCUAAUUUGAA